CAUGUCUUAUCUCUCUCUACCAUGCUAAAGGAGAAGAGGUGGAAGGAUUAAGGAAGAAACCAAUGCUGAAUCUCACUUCAAAACUCUACCUAGAAAAAAUAGAUUGCUGAAUUUACAAGGAAUGAAAUCCCAAUUGAAGAUCGGAAAUGUAAUAGUGUAGAAAAGAAAAGAAAAAAAAAGAGGGCCUUUUUUCUUUUCCUGAUUUAAGAUUAGGAAAAUUUGCCUGAAAUGGUGGGUUAUGGUUGAUGAUGAUAAGGUGAUUAGAAAUGGUGGGUUUUGCUCAUAAAUUUCAGUUGGAGCUUUUUAUAAUUGGAGUGCAGACAUGAAGUGGCCAAAGGCCCCAAACCCAUAAAAAAGCCCACCACUUGUCUAUAAAAAUAAAGAAAAAAGAAAAGGGGAAAAAAAGAAAGAAAGAAAAAGGGCAGAGGAAGAGAACAAGUAAAAAGGAGGGAGAUUGAGGAUUGGGGAUUGGGGAGGGACAGCAAUGUCAGAUUUGUAGUUUGUUUAGUGUGUUUUUAUUAUCCCCAUGCUAGAUCGCAUAAGAAAAAAAAAGAAAAGAAAAGAAAAACAGAGAAAGAAAGAAAGGGAGAAAGAGAAACUAACCUGGUGGAUCCUCUGUGGAAAAGCUUCCAAAAACCCUGAGUGAGUGAUUCAAUCGGCUGGCUCUCCUAUUUUGAUCUGAGACCAAACGCUGCCACUUUCUUAACCGUUAUGUGCUUUUACAGCUCAGUCUGUUCCUGGAAGAUGGCACAGAAGCAAAGGCCAAACCCAUAAAUCCCAGAUUCAAGGUACACAGGACCAGCAUCACCUCCAUAUUCUCUGAACUUGUAUUAAGACUGUUGCUUUCUUGUCUCAAAGGGACAUUUUGCAGUUAUUUUAGCCCAUACCUGUCUGGUCUUUAUCUGAAUUUUCUUCUUUUGUUCAUAUUAAUGGUGUCUGGAUAUAUUGGGGGGGAUGUCGAUGUAGUUUCAGGAAUAGAGAUUGUAAGUGUUGAGUAUAAACAAAACCUGGAGCUGAGAGUGGGUCUAGGUCGUGUUCUUGAUCUGGGAUGAUGAAUUUUUUGAUUGCCGGCUCAUUUGGAUGAUACAUAUGAAUCAGAAACUCCUGUAAUUUUGUGUCCAGUGAUUGGCCUUAUAGAAAAAAAAUGGUUAAACCCUGCUGGAAGCCUCAUGAUGAUGGCGAUUCAAACGGACGAGUUGAUGGAUUGUUGUGGUCUAAGGAUCUGGGGCACCAUGUUUAUGGACAAUUCUCCAUGGCAGUAAUCCAAGCUAAUAAUGUGGUGGAAGAUCAAAGCCAGCUUGAAUCUGGGGCAUUGAGUAUGACCAAUCCAGGUCCGCUGGGAACCUUUGUCGGAGUCUAUGACGGCCAUGGCGGAACUGAAGCUUCACGGUUUGUCAACGACAAUCUCUUCAGCAAUCUCAAAAGAUAUGCAUCUUUACACCAAGACAUAUCAGAAAAUGUUAUCAGGAAGGCUUUUGCAGCAACAGAAGAAGGGUUUCUCUCUCUUGUCCAGAAACAGUGGCUUAAUGAACCAAAGAUUGCAUCUGCUGGAUCAUGUUGUCUGGUAGGGAUCAUCUGCAAUGGACAACUAUAUAUUGCAAAUGCAGGCGAUUCACGAGUAGUGCUUGGGAGAACUGAGAGAGCCACUAGAGAAGUGAUUGCCAUUCAAUUGUCCACAGAACACAACGCAAGCAUAGAGUCUGUGAGAGAUGAACUUCGGAUGGUUCAUCCAGAAGAUCCCCAGAUUGUGAUCCUAAAACACAAUGUUUGGCGUGUUAAAGGUCUCAUACAGGUUUCAAGAUCCAUUGGUGAUGCAUAUUUGAAAAAAGCAAAGUUCAACAGACCACCUCUCCCCCCUAAAUUUCAACUGCCCGAGCCAUUUUACAAACCGAUUCUCAGUGCAGAACCGUCAAUAUUAGUACACAAACUCCGCCCAGAUGAUCAAUAUCUCAUAUUUGCUUCUGAUGGUCUGUGGGAGCACCUUAGCAACCAGAAGGCUGUUGACAUCGUCAACAGCUAUCCCCGAAAUGGAAUAGCAAGGAGACUUGUCAAGGCUGCACUUCGAGAAGCAGCUAAAAAAAGAGAGAUGAGAUAUUCAGACCUGAAAAAGAUAGAUAGAGGUGUGAGAAGGCAUUUCCACGAUGACAUUUCUGUUGUAGUUGUGUUCUUAGAUCCUCAUUUGAUCAAUGGUAGGCCCUCCCCUUGCUCCUUGUCAAUCAAAGGAGGAGAAGGUCUCCCCUCCUCAGCGAACUCCUAGCUGGUAAACUUUGUUAAUGUCUUUAUACCCUUUUCAAUUUAUUCACAAACAAAACUAGAAACUUCAGGCUUCUUAGAAAGAUCUAUCAAUUUGUAAGAUCUUCUAGUAGCAAGUAAAAUAGAAGAUGACAGGAUGUAAAUGUACAAAGUUCGUAAAUUGUUUCUUAAUGUAACAAAAUGAAACAACGUCCUUCAUCUUUGUAAAUCUUGUUAUUCUAUCAGAAAUUUCAACAUUGUCCA
This is a messenger RNA of Cucumis sativus (cucumber), 2496 nucleotides long. RefSeq names its product probable protein phosphatase 2C 38. The transcript is spliced from 4 exons. The coding region runs from base 1145 to 2257 and encodes 370 amino acids. Gene Ontology annotation, molecular function: cation binding; protein serine/threonine phosphatase activity. Lineage: Eukaryota; Viridiplantae; Streptophyta; Magnoliopsida; Cucurbitales; Cucurbitaceae. Gene Ontology annotation, biological process: protein dephosphorylation. The record is from RefSeq and is a predicted model, not a curated record.